This is a messenger RNA of Rotaria sp. Silwood2, 930 nucleotides long. Lineage: Eukaryota; Metazoa; Rotifera; Eurotatoria; Philodinida; Philodinidae. The record is from the annotation of a GenBank genome assembly.
AUGUCAGUGAUUCCCAAUGUUCCAGUCAAUGCUACAUGGGCACAGAACGGAGUGACUGUUGCUGGAGGCCGUGGACUAGGCAAUGCUCUUGAUCAACUACACCACCUUAAAGGUUUCCUCGCUGCUGAUGAUCAAACGUUGGUCAUCUCUGACUGGAACAACAAUCGUAUCGUCGAAUGGCAGGUAGGUGGUACGAAGGGAAGAGUGGUAGCUGGUGGCAAUGGCCAAGGAGAUCGAUUAGAUCAAUUGUUUUUUGUUACCGAUGUAUUGAUCGAUAAUGAGACAGAUAGUCUCAUUAUGUGUGAUGAUCGAAAUCGACGAGUCGUGCGAUGGUCUCGUCGUAAUGGCACAACUCAAGGAGAAAUUCUCCUCGACAGCAUCUUUUGCUACGGAUUAGCCAUGGACGAUCAGAGAGGUCUCUACAUUUCUGACCCCAUCUUGCUUGAUGUUAGACGAUAUCAAAUAGGAGAGAAGAAUGGAAUUGUAGUGGCUGGUGGGCAUGGUAGAGGUGAUGGCGUCACUCAACUUGACGACCCAACCUAUCUCUUUGUCGAUCGACAACAAGCUGUUUACGUUUCAGACACCGAAAAUCAUCGUGUAAUGAAAUGGAGCAAGGGAGCAACAGAAGGAGUUGUUGUCGCCGGUGAUCAUGGUGACGGGAAGUCUCUGAGACAAUUAUCGUAUCCGGGAGGAAUGUUCGUCGAUUCGUUGGGUACUGUGUACAUAUCAGACACAAGGAACCAUCGAGUGAUGCGUUGGCCUAAAGGAGCAGGACAGGGCACUAUCAUUGUGGGUGGUAAUGGUGAAGGAGCAGGAGUUAAUCAGUUGUCUUACCCUACAACUAUUUCCUUCGAUCGACGUGGCAAUCUCUAUGUCUUCGACAAUGGAAAUCAUCGAGUACAACGUUUUUCUAUUGAAGAUACUGAUUAG